Messenger RNA from Triticum turgidum subsp. durum (durum wheat), 1233 nucleotides. Lineage: Eukaryota; Viridiplantae; Streptophyta; Magnoliopsida; Poales; Poaceae. The record is from the annotation of a GenBank genome assembly.
AUGGCUGCGCCGCCGGCCGAGCGCUCGUUCGACGUCAUCGUGGUGGGCGCGGGCAUCAUCGGCAGCUGUGCGGCGCACGCGGCGGCGGCCCGGGGCGCGAGCGUGCUCCUGCUCGAGCGCUUCGACCUGCUGCACCAGCGCGGCUCGUCGCACGGCGAGUCCCGCACCACCCGCCCCACCUACACGCGGCCGCAGUACCCUCCCAUGGUCCGGCUCGCGCACCGCCUCUGGCACGACGCCGAGCGCGACGCCGGGUACACCGUGCUCACGCCCACCCCGCACCUCGACCUGGGCCCCCGGGACUCGCCGGCCUUCGUCGCCGCCAUCGCCAACGGCGGCGCCACUGAGCUCGCCCCGGCGGGGGACGCUUCGCGGCCGGCGUGGGCGGAGGCGUUCAGGGUGCCCGAGGGGUGGGCCGCUGCGACCAGCGGGCCGGCCGGUGUGAUAAAGGCGACCAAGGCCAUGGCCAUGUUCCAAACGCUCGCCGCCAAGAUGGGCGCCGUCGUGAGGGACAGAACCGAGGUGGUCGACGUCGCCAGGCAAGGAGAAGGAAACACGAUCGUGGUGAAGACAUCCACCGGCGAUGAGUUCCACGGCGGCAAGUGCAUCAUCACGGUGGGUGCGUGGGCGAGCAAGCUGGUGAAGUCCGUCACCGGCGCCGACCUGCCCGUGCAGCCGGUGCACACCCUCGUGUGCUACUGGAGGGUCAAGCCCGGGCACGAGGAGGAGCUGACGACGGAGGCCGGCUUCCCGACGUUCGCGACCUACGGCGAGCCCGGCUUCUACGGCACGCCGUCGAUGGAGUACCCGGGCCUGAUCAAGGUCUGCAGGAACGGCGGGCCGCCGUGCGACCCGGACGGCCGGGACUGGGCCACCGGGACCGGCGCGGGCGGGAUCGCGGAGGUCGUGGCGCGGUGGAUCGACGAGUUUAUGCCGGGCGUCGUGGACACCGCCGGCGGGCCGGUGCUCCGGCAGCCGUGCAUGUGCUGCAUGACGCCCGACGAGGACUUCGUGAUCGACUUCCUGGGCGGGGAGGAGUUCGGGAAGGACGUGGUGGUCGGCGCCGGGUUUUCCGGUCACGGGUUCAAGAUGGGCCCGGCCGUCGGGACGAUCCUCGCCGAGCUGGCGCUGGACGGCGAGUCGGGCACGGCGGCGGAGGCCGGCUUGGAGCUCGAGCACUACCUGAUCGGACGGUUCGAGGGCAACCCGAUGGGGAACGCCACGAGUCACUGA